AGGAUGGAGGUCUCGCAGCUUCUACGCCUGCUCCUCACCACCACCAUGCUGGGUCUCUCCCAGACAGUGAACCCCUUUGUAGCCCAGCAGACCCCUCCAGACCCUUGCUACGAUGAGAGCGGCACUCCCCGCCGCUGCAUCCCUGAAUUUGUCAACGCUGCCUUUGGGAAGGAGGUCCAAGCUUCCAGCACAUGCGGGAAGCCCCCAACGCGUCACUGUGAUGCCUCGGACCCCCGGCGAGCCCACCCACCUGCCUACCUGACCGACCUCAACACCGCUUCCAACAUGACGUGUUGGCGCUCAGAGACCCUGCACCACUCCCCCCAGAACGUCACGCUCACCCUCUCCCUCGGCAAGAAGUUUGAGGUGGUCUAUGUCAGCCUCCAGUUCUGCUCACCCCGGCCCGAGUCCACUGCCAUCCUCAAGUCCAUGGACUACGGCAAGACAUGGGUGCCCUACCAGUAUUACUCCUCCCAGUGCCGUAAGAUCUACGGCAAGCCCAGCAAAGCCACCGUCACCAAGCAGAAUGAGCAGGAGGCCCUCUGCACCGAUGGGCUCACCGACCUCUACCCCCUCACUGGUGGGCUCAUCGCCUUCAGCACCCUUGACGGGCGACCCUCUGCCCAGGACUUUGACAGCAGCCCUGUGCUGCAGGACUGGGUGACAGCCACUGACAUCCGCGUGGUCUUCAGCCGCCCACAUCUCUUCCGUGACCUGGGCGGCCGAGACGCUGGCGAGGAGGAAGGGGCCACCAGCUCCACCCCCUAUUACUACUCGGUGGGGGAGCUGCAGGUUGGCGGGCGCUGCAAAUGCAAUGGGCACGCAGCGCGCUGCGUCAAGGACAAAGAGCAGAAGCUGGUGUGUGACUGCAAGCACAACACGGAGGGUCCUGAGUGUGACCGCUGCAAGCCCUUCCACUAUGACCGGCCCUGGCAGCGGGCCACUGCCCGCGAGGCCAACGAGUGUCUGGCCUGCAACUGCAACCUGCACGCCCGGCGCUGCCGCUUCAACAUGGAGCUGUACAAGCUGUCGGGGCGCAAGAGCGGCGGCGUCUGCCUCAACUGCCGGCACAACACGGCGGGGCGGCACUGCCACUACUGCAAGGAGGGCUUCUACAGGGACCUCAGCAAGGCCAUCACCGACCGUAAGGCCUGCAAAGCUUGUGACUGCCACCCUGUUGGAGCAGCUGGCAAGACCUGCAACCAGACCACGGGGCAGUGCCCGUGCAAGGACGGGGUGACUGGUCUCACCUGCAACCGCUGUGCCAAGGGCUACCAGCAGAGCCGCUCGCCCGUGGCCCCCUGCAUCAAGAUCCCUGCCAUCAACCCCACCUCCCUAGUCACCAGCACAGAGGCUCCUGCAGACUGUGACUCCUACUGCAAGCCAGCCAAGGGGAACUACAAGAUUAACAUGAAGAAGUACUGCAAGAAGGACUAUGUGGUCCAAGUGAACAUCCUGGAAAUGGAGACGGUGGCCAACUGGGCCAAGUUCACCAUCAACAUCCUCUCUGUCUACAAGUGCCGCGAUGAGCGGGUCAAGCGCGGUGACAACUUCUUGUGGAUCCACCUGAAAGACCUUUCCUGCAAGUGCCCCAAGAUCCAAAUCAGCAAGAAGUAUUUGGUCAUGGGGAUCAGUGAAAACUCCACCGACCGGCCAGGACUGAUGGCCGACAAGAACAGCCUGGUCAUCCAGUGGCGGGACGCCUGGACGCGCCGCCUUCGGAAACUGCAGCGGCGGGAGAAGAAGGGGAAGUGCCUGAAGCCCUGAGGUGUUUCCACUCACCCCCUCCCACCCCACGCUCAGCUCCAGCCCAGCUGAGCUGCCAGACUGUGCCCAGGACUCUGUACAUAUCUCUAGCGUGAACGGACUCUUCUGUCUAUAGUGUAUAUUUUGACAACGGUUCCCUUGGUGUGUGCGUGUGCACGCGUGGGUGUGCGUCUGGGUCUUUCUCGAAGUGUGUCCUCAAAAUAAGUCAGGAACGACAAACCUUUAAUGAGGAGCAAAGUGGAGUCAGAGCCUGAGGGUGCCUGUUGCUUGAAGAAGCUUGAGGGGGAUCCCUGUCCUGCCCUGGCCAUGCUGUUCCUAGGCUUUUCUUUUCUCAUUGACAAAGUCUUCUUCUGCCCAGUGUAGAUAUCUAAAUUGAGGGCUCUCCCUUCUCUGGUGUCCAGGGCCUGCCUCUUCCUUGCUCUCUGAAAAUGUGCUGCUGUCAAAUUUCUCUCUGGCCUUCUCCUUGCCCAGCAGGAACAGGGGGUCAGAGUCUUCUGUCCUCAUCCCCAUGUGUGUACAGACAGGCUGAGUGGAAACCAUCUAACGCUGGAGAGGGAUCAGCCCCAGGAGCUCCACCAGGAAGAACAAAUGAACUUUUACAAGGCCUGAUUCUCUGGUGACCUUGGGUUUACACAGACCAGUGCUGCUGCUUGGGACAGGACCCGUGUGAUGCUGCAGUGUCAUGGGGAGAAUCAAGCCCUGGCAGUGGAUUGGUGGCUACUACCAGGGAGAGCUGUGUUCACCAGGUGGGGGACAGACUUCACAACUACCUGGCUAUUACCUCUCCUGGUGCAGGAGUUCAGGUGACCCAGGGGGAAGACCUGGAGAUACCCAUUGUUUCGUCCCAUGUUCUGCCAGCAGGACCUAGGGUGGAGUGGCUGGGCUGACCAUAACCAUGGUGUAUCGUCAUCCAUCUGCCCAGGUCUGUGUCCCCAUAUUCUUAUCUGGUGCCAACUGCCAUAAUUCCACCUGUUUCUGUUGAGCUGACACCAAGUGACCUUGGUGUGCACCCUUCAGAGCUGGCCUGACUGCAUGCUCUCUUGGGAAGUGUUGCUGUGGCCAAGAUUGUCCACGGAGCUGCACAAGGCAGAGGUGGCAGGAAGACAGAAGAGCUUUCACUGGCCCACCUCUAGUCUUUUCUAUCUUCAUCAUGUAUUAGUCUCCAGUUCAAACAGACAUCAGUAUCUUCCCAUGUUGAGAUUGUAGUGGUCUUGGCAUAAUAAAUAUGAGUGGAAACACCAGGUGUUCUGACAACAGAUAUUCCUUUCCCUACAAACCUCACUUACUGAAUGGCUCAGCAAGGUGCUGUAGCCUGCACUGCAGCCUUCCAGGGCUUUAGGAUGAUGCUUUGUCUUUUUGAGCCCAGGGCAGCUUACAUGGACUCCCCAGACCAUGGGUGCUCUGGUGCUUUUUGGCUCCAGCAUUCCAGGGUGGUGGAGGAGCCUGCAGCUGAAGAGACUGGUGGAGCACUGUUGGGGUUCAGGGCAGGGGAGUUUGGGGAGUGAAGAUCCAGGCACUGGGGGAUGUGCCCUAGUCAGGGAGCUUGCUGCAUUGGUGAAGUGCUAGAGAUGCUGGAAGUGGGUAUUCAGAGAUGCAGCAGGCCUGCAGGGACCUUUCAGGUCCAUGGAUGCUGGAGUACCUACAUAGGGCAUGAGCAGAGCUGAGGGGAGGCCAGAAGCUGAGGACCAAAGGGUAUGUGGGACCACUUGGGCUUGGAUGAGCUGGUCCUUUGCCACAUUUCCACAGACUCCCUGCUUCCCUUCCCCAGCUGAGCUGAGGGGAUCCUCCCAUCCCUGGUUCCUCUUGCUCUGGUUGUCACGGGCUAUUGGCCUCUGCCAUGAGGUGGCCCUUGAAGUAUAUGGGCCACCCAACCUUCAUCCUCCUCCCACGUCUGCUGCAGCCAGGAGCCCAGAAAGCAGAGCUGCAGCCCAUGCCCCUGCCUUGCUCCAACCCCGUGCACCUAACUCUGGUUGUGCAUGGCCAGGACUCCCAAUAGGAUCAUUCCCACUGCCCCAGGAGCUGCUCAGUGUCACCCCUGGGUUGCAGGGGCUUGUUGGCCCUCCUGCCCAGCAGCCACAGCCCACAAAAGAGCCAGGUGGCACCACUGCUCCAUGGGCAUGGCUGCUCAUCGAGGCAAGGCUGCAGAAGACAUUCAGCCUUCAGGAGUGUCAUGAUGGGUCCGUGCUCCUCAGAAACUGCUCCACACUGCUGGGGUAGGAGGGUUCAGGGUUUCCUUUGGCACCUGAUUUCUUCGCCCUUGAAGUGGGGAACCUGAAACUCUUUGAGGACUUCGAUGGUGGUGGUUGGUUCUGGAUUUAUCCUCCCAGCCGCUCUUUCCUCUUGUUUCAGCUCUACCACCUGGGAUUGCUGGCAAGGAGGGAUGGCUCCCAGCUGGUCCCAGGGCACAUGGAUGUCCUGCUGGGGUGAUCAGAGACACAGGGGAAGGACCACCAGGCUGCUGCUGAGGACAGAAGCUCUCCUCUUUUGUCUGGGGGAAUGUCCUAAGAUCCUGGCUGAAGGAGCAGCCUUCACUAAGACUGCUGCCCAGGAGAUGUUUCCCUGACUUGUGACACUCCUGAAUCCACAGCAAGAAUUCAUCCAUCUCCUUCUUAUCCCUCUGCCUGGCACAGCUAGUGGAGCCCAGCAGGUUCAGCUGUCCCUGGGACACCAGGGUUGGGUCACCCAGAGCUGGUGCUGGGAUGCUGAGCCCUGUGGUGGAGGCUCCACUUGGUUUCCCCAGAGCAGCUGCAGCUCCAGGCAAGGCUUGGGGCAAGCAGCCUGGGGCAGAGCAGCAAUGGAUCUGAACGGGCUCCACUGGCUCUGCCUCUCCAUGCUCCACUUGCCAUGCCAGCAGGUUGCCCAGGAAAAGGGGUCCUUAGCAGGAGGGGGCUGGAGACACCGAGCACUGCUGCAACCCCUGUGGACUGGAGCCAGGUACAAAUAUAACCAGUGACAUCCCCAGGUGCAGUGGGGACAGCCCUGGCUAGGGAACCUGGCUCCCCAAGCCCUGCCAGAUGCCUGCUGCAGGGUCCUUGGGAGCAGCAGUGCUGCCCAGGGGGUGUGGACAUGGAGCUGCUCCCAGGCACAUAUUUAAAUCCUCACACAUGCCUUUUUUAACUUCUUUUUCUCUUUGCUUUAUAAUUUAAAUGUACGACUGGAUGGGGCAGAUCCGGGAUGCUGGUGAGAUCCCUUGGGAGUCACCCCAUUAAGAUUUAGGGAUGGGUCAUGCUGUGGUUCUUGGGGUGCCCUCGGCCUGGCUGCUGGGACAUGUGGCAGGUAACUACUAUCCCCAGGGGAUCUCAGCCCUGCAACAUGGUGGCAUCUGUUGAAUAUGUAAAAAGAAAAGCCAUGUUAUG
This is a messenger RNA of Apus apus (common swift), 5123 nucleotides long. RefSeq names its product netrin 3 (gene NTN3). Gene Ontology annotation, molecular function: protein binding. The record is from RefSeq and is a predicted model, not a curated record. Lineage: Eukaryota; Metazoa; Chordata; Aves; Apodiformes; Apodidae. The transcript has 6 exons. The coding region runs from base 4 to 1767 and encodes 587 amino acids.